AUGAAUGUGGGGGUGAAGGGGAUGGGUGAGGAGAGGAGUGGGGGGGGGGGGGGGGGUUUUUUGUGUGGGUGUAGGGGGGGAAGGAUUGGAGAGUUGGGUUUAGGGGUUAGGGGUGGGGGAGGGGAAAUGUGGGGGGGGGGGGGGGGGUGUAGGGGGAUGGGGGUAGGUUAUGUUAUUGAGGGGGGGUUUGUUAAUAGGGGGGGGUUGGUUGUGGUUGGUUAA
Knipowitschia caucasica is the source of this 222-nucleotide messenger RNA. The record is from the annotation of a GenBank genome assembly. Lineage: Eukaryota; Metazoa; Chordata; Actinopteri; Gobiiformes; Gobiidae.